Molecule: messenger RNA, 174 nt
Organism: Diversispora eburnea
Lineage: Eukaryota; Fungi; Glomeromycota; Glomeromycetes; Diversisporales; Diversisporaceae
Source: the annotation of a GenBank genome assembly
AUGAUUCAUGAGUUAUGUGAUAAAGGCCAAUUUAUUACUACAACAUUUCGUCCAGAAAUGCUUGCCAACGCCGACAAAUUUUAUGGUGUGACAUUUUCAAAUAAAGUUUCAAGCGUUAGUGCAAUUACUAAAGAUGAUGCACUCAAAUUUAUUACACAGGAACAACCACAAUAA